Messenger RNA from Penicillium maclennaniae, 942 nucleotides. Its product is annotated as lactate/malate dehydrogenase family protein. The record is from RefSeq and is a predicted model, not a curated record. Gene Ontology annotation, molecular function: oxidoreductase activity, acting on the CH-OH group of donors, NAD or NADP as acceptor. The coding region runs from base 1 to 942 and encodes 313 amino acids. NCBI's taxonomy places the organism in Eukaryota, Fungi, Ascomycota, Eurotiomycetes, Eurotiales, Aspergillaceae. The transcript is spliced from 3 exons. Gene Ontology annotation, biological process: carboxylic acid metabolic process.
AUGUCAUUGAGAAACGCAAAACCAAUUUCUCAGAUCGCGAUCAUCGGCGUUGGUCAGGUAGGCGCCGCCGCCGCUUACGCGCUUAUCCUUCAAUCGGUUGCUAGUGAACUACUCUUGGUAGAUGUCAAAAUGGAUCUGAGAGACAGCCAGGCUCGCGACCUUUCUGAUGUGUGCUAUAGCUGCAACAGCGAAACACGCGUGCGAGCGGCUACCCACCAGGAAGCAAGUCAGAGCGAUAUUGUGGUUGUCACGGUCGGGUCAAAAUUCUCCACAGGUGAAACUAGCGUUCAAUACAUGUACCAGAAGAUCUCGAUUAUUCGAAGCGUUGUCAACACGAUGAAGCCAUUCAAAUCUGACGCCAUUCUUCUCCUGGUUGCAAAUCCCGUCGACCUCCUCACUUCCAUUGCUCAGGAACUGUCUGGUCUGCCAAGAUGUCAGGUGUUGGGCUCAGGAACCUUCCUCGAUUCGGUACGAAUUCGCGGACUUUUAGCCGAAAAAACUGGGGUCGCGGCGAACUCGAUUGAUCUCUAUGUAGUGGGAGUACAUGGAGAUUCGCAGGUUGUGCCGUGGUCGGAUGCAAUAAUUGGUGGUGUCCCCAUCCAGAAAUUGAUCCCGCUCAACACUUUAGACUACGACAAACUUAUUGGUGAGUGCAAAAGUAGGACCCAGAAAAUUAUUCAUGCGAAGGGGACGACACCUUUUGGAAUUGGAUCUGUCAUUUCCAAUAUUGCCUCCUCUAUCCUGUCUGACAAACGAAACAUUUGUCCCAUCAGCCAUUUUCAGCCUGAAUGGGGAUGUUGUUUCAGCUUGCCUGUGGUUCUCGGGAGAGCGGGAAUCAUCAAGACAAUGCAGAUGCCGAUGAAUAGCGGCGAGAGGGCUGCUUUAGAAGAGUCGGUUAAGGCCCUUAAAGGCACGAUGGAGAAGAUCCACGAGGAUCAUUAA